GUGAUAUACUAGAACGCAUUUCAUCUAGUAAAAUGGCGGCAUUGACAAAUAAAGAAAGAUUUUUUCACGUUUCCGAAAUUUUAUUUCAACAAGUUAUAGCGGUGUUUGUGUUGCUUAUAAUAUGGGAAUUAUUCAAAUCAUACAGUAUCAGUUCAAAACACACGUGGCAUAUCGUAAUGUCCGUCUUAGGGCUUGCAUUAUGUAUGGCUGAAGGUAUACAAAUAUUUAGGAGAGAGAGUAUAGUAACUUUUGGGCAUUCCAGAGAAGAAAAGAGAACUGCUCAUUUGGUUAUGAUGGGAUUGGGAUUCGUAAGUUUAACAAUUGGAAUUUCGUUAAGGAUAAGCGUAACAGAAGAUGCUUCCAGAAGUCAUUUUAGUUCCAUACAUGCACAACUAGGUUUAACAACAUGGAUACUUUCCUUCGUUUCAGCAAUGGGAGGUUCGAUAUCUUAUUUUUUCCCGACUUCUUUCAAUCCAAGAAUCAUCAAAUUACUUCACAUUUUCAUCGGCAUCAGUACCUUUAUAAUUGGAAUAACGACCCUAAGUUUGGGAAUUAAAAAUUAUUUGUUAUCCGGUUUUCAAAGGGGAUGGAUCACAUUGAUAGUCCUGUUGGCUUUAUACGGCUCUUAUUGUUUGAUUAGUCCUUUAACGUCCUUUUUUAAUUACCUAAUCAGCAAAUAAAUUCAAAUAAAGUUUAUUUACUUCUAAAAA
This is a messenger RNA of Diorhabda carinulata, 710 nucleotides long. RefSeq names its product probable transmembrane reductase CYB561D1. The record is from RefSeq and is a predicted model, not a curated record. Lineage: Eukaryota; Metazoa; Arthropoda; Insecta; Coleoptera; Chrysomelidae. Gene Ontology annotation, molecular function: transmembrane monodehydroascorbate reductase activity. The transcript is spliced from 3 exons. Bases 33 to 680 code for a protein of 215 amino acids.